UUGCCGCAGGGUCAGUGAAUAAUCCGUUUUUCCUCUCAAUUAUUUUCUGCACUAAUUUGCAGAAGCAGCCCUUAAAACACCCAGGCGUCCCAAGGGUGGCUGUGUGUGGACUGAAAUGAAAGGUAAAGAGCGGUCGCCGAUUAAAAAACGCUCCCGGGCCUUGGACGAUAUUCGAGACCGGGGAGGAUGCCAUCCGACCAGCAAGAAAAUGGGGGCUCUUUCCGUCUCCAGUGGGAGUAAUAAUGGAAAUAGCUCGACCAAAAGCGACGGAGGCUCGACGAGAAGGAGUUUGCUCGGUGAGAAAAGAGACAGAGAUUUCGACAGUCACAGCCGGGCUGGAAAUAACCAUAGCUGUCAGUCUGCCGCCGCCAGCUCCGUCGGUAAAAACCACAACCUGAGCCUGACGCUGGAUUUAGCCGCACCGAGGAGCGCCUCACGGGGGGAGCAGCAGCGUGUUCAGCCGCCCAGCGCCGAGAGUGAGUACAAAACACUCAAAAUAAGCGACCUCGGCACCCAACUGAGCGAUGAAGACAUAGAGGAUGGACUGUUUCAUGAAUUUAAGAAGUUUGGAGAUGUGAGUGUCAAGAUCAGCCGCAGCAACGACGAGCGGAUUGCGUUCGUGAAUUUCAGGAAGCCGGAGGACGCCAGAGCUGCGAAGCACGCCAGAGGCAGGCUGGUGCUCUACGACCGGCCGCUCAAAAUCGAGACCGUGUACAUUAACAGGAGGAGAAGCCGCUCCCCUGUUGAGAGAGACGUGUAUGGUGCAGCUCAAAGCCAUAGACAUUUGCAGAGACCCCUCUCGCCUACCGGGCUUGGAUACAGAGACUAUCGGCUACAGCAGCUGGCCUUAGGACGGCUCCCCCCUCCCCCGCCGCCCCCUCUGCCCAGAGAACUGGAUCGGGACAGGGAGUUUGCCCUGUUUGAAGCCAGGGCACGCCCAGCUUUCAUUGCAGAGAGACCUGCUUUUCGAGAGGAGGAUUUUAUAUCUCCGGAAGAUGACCAAAGAGCCAACAGGACGUUGUUUUUAGGCAACCUGGACAUAACUGUUACAGAGGCGGACCUGAGGAGAGCAUUUGACAGGUUUGGAGUCAUAACAGAAGUGGACAUUAAGAGACCCACACGGGGACAAACCAGCACAUAUGGAUUUCUGAAAUUUGAGAAUCUUGACAUGGCUCACCGUGCUAAGCUUAGCAUGUCUGGGAAAAUAGUGGGCCGCAACCCCAUAAAAAUAGGUUAUGGGAAAGCAACUCCCACCACACGCCUGUGGGUGGGUGGACUCGGACCCUGGGUCCCCUUAGCUGCACUGGCAAGGGAGUUUGAUCGCUUUGGUACUAUAAGGACCAUUGACUACAGAAAGGGGGACACAUGGGCGUAUAUACAAUAUGAAAGUUUGGAUGCUGCACAAGCAGCAUGCACACACAUGCGGGGCUUCCCUCUGGGAGGUCCAGAACGAAGACUUAGAGUGGACUUUGCUGAUGCUGAGCAUCGUUACCAGCAGCAGUUCUUGCAGCCUCUCCCCAUACCGCCGUUUGACAUGGUGGCUGAGUCAUUUGUCCACCGUGCCACACCUGAACCUCUGAGGGUCAGGGAACGGACUCCACCGCCGCUUCACUUCAGGGAAAGAGAGCUCUUUCCUGGAACUGAAUGGCCCAAUCCUGCUAUUCGUGAGCGGGUGCGUGCCUCACCCUUUGAACCUCUGGAGCACUUGGAACGCGAGCGGCGGGCACGGGAGCCCUGGUCUUUGGAACGAGAGCUGCAGGGACGAGAGCCUGCUCGUAAGCGGCGCGUAAUGGAGGACGGACGCCAUCUAGAUCACUCCCCUGAUAGCACAGAGAGGACAGUAAGACGCAGACGUGUCUCUCCAGAUGGCAGUCCUGGAGGUAGCAGCAGAGAUGGAGGGCGCUUCAGUGACUCAGAACGCCCUCUGCGGGGCGAGAGACCCUCCCCAGCACGAGAGCGUCACAGCAGCCUUGAACGAGGUGGGACUGAACGGAGACUCAAAAGCCAGUCUCUCUCUGACAAGGCACCCUCGAGCAGCAGCAUUUCAGCAGUGGGAGAGCGUAAGCGUAAAGCAGGUGAUGGUAGCAAAGGGCCGGCCAAGAGAGAGCGCUCUGAGAGCAGUUCCAAGGGAGCCCAGCAGUCCAAGUUGGACGGCACCAAACUCAGUUUGGCCUGGCAAGGUAUGCUGCUGCUGAAGAACAGCAACUUCCCGGCCAACAUGCACCUGCUGGAGGGCGACCACAACGUAGCCAGCGACCUGCUUGUUGACGGCACAACGGGGAGACAGGUGAGCGAGCUAAAGAUCACCCAGCGCCUCCGCCUGGACCAGCCCAAGCUUGACGAGGUCUCCCGGCGCAUCAAAGUGGCGGGCCCCGGCGGCUACGCCAUCCUGCUGGCAGUUCCUGGGACCACAGAGGAUACAUCUUCGUCUGACCCUGCAGCCUCAACUCAGCGGCCGCUUCGCAACUUGGUGUCCUACCUCAACCAAAAACAAGCAGCUGGAGUCAUCAGCCUGCCUGUGGGAGGGAGCAGAGAUAAAGACAACACAGGGGUUCUUCAUGCUUUCCCUCCUUGUGAUUUCUCCCAGCAGUUCCUAGAUUCCUCUGCUAAAGCUCUGGCUAAAAGUGAAGAGGACUAUUUGGUCAUGAUUGUGGUUCGUGGAGCAUCUUAAAAAUCAGAACACACUAAGUUCAAAUGGUGUAAAAAAAAAAAAAAAAGAAAUCUGCUGUAUGUCAGUAACUAUUGCAUGCUGUGUGUUCUGCAUUAUGGGGUACACUAGUAUGGUUCUUGAGUGUUUGUAUGUUGCCAUGUAAUCCACUAAAAUGACAAAUGGUGCCCUCCUACAAAACUAAAAAGGGUGUGUGUUUUUGAAAUCUUUUUUUAAAGGGUAUAUUAACGGCUCACAAAGUCAUAAAGCGACAGUAAUUCCUUCAGAAUACUGUAAAACAGUUAAAUAUGAGGAGCAUUUUAGGAAUAAACUUCUGUGCCGUGUCAGAAGAGACAGCUUUUUUUGGACAGCUUUUUU
Scomber japonicus (chub mackerel) is the source of this 3025-nucleotide messenger RNA. It is a transcript of the gene rbm15, whose product is annotated as RNA binding motif protein 15. The transcript has 2 exons. Gene Ontology annotation, cellular component: nucleus. Gene Ontology annotation, biological process: regulation of alternative mRNA splicing, via spliceosome. NCBI's taxonomy places the organism in Eukaryota, Metazoa, Chordata, Actinopteri, Scombriformes, Scombridae. The coding region runs from base 116 to 2671 and encodes 851 amino acids. Gene Ontology annotation, molecular function: mRNA binding. The record is from RefSeq and is a predicted model, not a curated record.